AUGAACCACCGAACGAGGGCCCUGGUGGGGCUGCUGUGCAUAGCGGGUCUGGCGUCGGCGCAGCUUAACCAAAACUACCGGCCGGAGUUCUUCUCGCCCGGGCAGGGCUUCCAGUCGGUGUCGGCGCAGAUCUCGAGCAGUAAUGGCCAGUUUAAACGUCAGGCUCCGGGUGGCGGUGGGGCCGAUGUCAUCCCGCAUGACCAGAAGAAGCAAACCACCUUCUGGUGGGUGGCACCGGACACCCCGUUUAAGGCUACUAAAAUCGGUGGCGGUGUCCAGGAACCGCCCGGUGCCGCUGCAGAUGGUGAUGACGCCGGUGCUGCUGGUGGUGGUGCUGCCGGGGCUGCUGCUGGGGCCGCAGGUGUGGCGGGCACGAGCGUGUCCCAGACGUCCGCGGUACGAACGACGGGCCAGCAGACGACGGGACAAGCGUUCGGUGCCGCUGGUGCCACCGCAACCUCCGUCCAGUCGACGUCGGCCGCCAGGACGAUCGGAACGCAAACGCAAGGCUUCCAGGGAGCCGCGGGUACCGCCGGAACGAUCACUGGCGGGCGGACGACGGUCAGCAAGAGCUCGACCAGUUCGACCAGCACCUUCGGUCGGGGAGCUGUCGCGCAGCCCGGGGUCAUAGCCGGGUCCACGCGGACUAGCUCGACCACCUCGAAUACGCAGGUCAGCACGGGAACGACUCAGCCGGGCGUUGGAGCGGGCGGUGUGCGCACGUCCACGAUCAUCCGCCAGUCGAAGACCCAGUCCACGACCGGCGUUGCCCCGGUACCGGCCCCUCCACCACCACCACCAUCGACGUCGAUCCUGAGCACGACCACCGGCAUCCGGACGGACACGGUCACCUCGAACGUUAACGCUCCGCCGCCGACGACCGUUGGCAUUACUAAACAGACUAACGUAGAUACGCAGCGUACGGAUACCUUACAGACUAACCUCUACCCGGGCCAGCCGGGCCAGCCGGGCCAGCCGGGCCAACCGGGCUCGACCUCCACCUCGACCGUGGUCGGGACGGCCACCAGGACGACGGGAGUGAAUCCAAAUAACUAUGGCGGAACGACGGUCACGAAGACGCAGGAGCGUACGGACGGUGGCAUCACGAGCAAAGUGAUCACCACCGGCACGAUCACCCGGCCGUUCUUCAAGCAAACGCAGGUCACUUCCGAUGGCUACAACUACCCGGUCCCGGAAACGAUUCCCUGCUACGAGCCGAACAAACUGUGCGCCCCGAACCAGUUCUGUAACGAUGGGUUCGUGGACGAGUCGCAGCUGAAUCUGUUCAACACCAACAACCAGAACUGCAACUCGGCCACCGAGCAGUGCUGCAAGAUUCGGCCGACGCCGGCCACGCGCUGCCCGGACGACAGCUACGUGUGCGUAUCGCCCAGCUUAUGCAACAACGGUCUGCUGAACUUCGACGCCCAGAAUGCCAUCUCCACCCGGCAACCGGCCGGCGAGUGCUACGCACCGGAAGUUUGCUGCAAGCAGCAGUCGCUCCUGUCCGAGUCGACCGUACUGACCAACGAGGGUUACGUCGUUAAGGUACCGGAAAAUCAGUACCUCCCACCGGAGGGUCAGAACACUGUCACAAACAUUCAGACUGCACCCCCACCACGACCACCCACCACACCUCGCCCACCCCCACCGCCCACCACACGAUAUGUGCCACCGCCCACCACCACCCGGUACGUGCCGCCACCGACCACCACCCGGUACGUGCCGCCCCCGACGACCACCCGCUACGUUCCGCCACCGCCGACCACGCGCGCACCGUUCCAUGGCGACGAGUACAUUCCCCCGCGGGAGGAGGUCCCUGCGCCGUCCAACGACGACCCUAACAAGAUUAGACCUCCACAGGACGAGAUCCCGAACCCGGCCAACGACACGCCGGUCGUGCUCCGGCCAACGACCCAGCGGCCCUUCCAGCCGCCGCCACAGCAAGGUCCACCGGCCCCGCCACCCCUACCGCCCGUAGGAUGCUCGGCCGCGAUGGUGUGUACCGAGGAGGAGUACUGCUCGUCGACCGCCGUCAUCUCGAAGACGCCCGUCGUGCUGACGGAGGAACAGAAACUGUUCCGCGUGCCCGUUACCGCUUGCCGCGACCUGGGGCGGGGCUUUACCGGGGUCUGCUGCCGCGAUCCGGACUACGUGGAUCCAUGGCCCGUCGGCCAGCUCGGUCAGUACAACCCGGAGAUCCUGAACGCGGCGUUCGACGAUGGGUCGUACCGGGCGAACGGCAACGGUAACGGCAACGGUAACGGUAACGGACGGCGUCCGGGCGAGCCGAUCCAGGCGUCCCCGUCGCAGGUAACGUCCACCCAGGCGUUUGCACCGAACCAUUUCGUCAGCCAGACGGCAGUGACACGACCCAAGUCGCAGUACGAUCGUGGCGUAACUGCGUCCGCUUCCUUCCAGUCGACCGCAGCCCAGCGGGUCAGUGUCCCCGGACAGUCCGGACUGCAGUUCACCAACAGUGGCAGCACGCGCUUCCGGCCGUUCCAGCGAUCGGAAACCAAAACGCAGCAACAGUGCGCACCCAGGAACUACAACACCCAACCACGGGGCGCAGGACCCCUCGGAACCGGCUUCGGUGAGUUCCCGUGGCAGGCGAUGGUGCUGCUUCAGACGAACAAGAGUCUGCUGUGCGGUGGAGCCAUCAUUUCGGACAACACCGUUGUCACGGCCGCUAACUGUGUUUAUGGACUGAACCCACGCACGAUCCAGAUCAAGGGAGGCGAAUGGCGCCUAGGAGUGGAUGCGGAACCGAAAACAUUCCAGAUCGUGAACGUCAAGGACAUCGUGUACCACCCGGCGUACAAUCCGACCAACCUGAACUACGACGUGGCCAUGCUGAUCCUGGAGGCGCCUCUGCGCUUCGAUACGCACAUCGGCGCCAUCUGCCUGGAUGAGAACGACGUGGUGCCGAGUGCGUCGUACGAAAACUGUGUCACCACGGGCUGGGGCAAGGAAGUGCUUCGAAUUCACAUUUCAAACGCUCUGAUGCAGCAGACGCCCAUCUCGCUGCUAUCGGAAGCGGAAAGUCAAAGUCAGCUGCAGGCCAACGGAUUCACCCCGGAAUCGCACAUCGCGGGCCGUCCGACCGGCGACGCGUGCGAGGUGGACGUGGGCAGUGCGCUGGCCUGUGCCGACACGAGCGGUACCUACUACCUGAAGGGUGUCUACUCGUCCGAGAACGGUUGCAACCGGCCGGAUCAGAUCGUUUCGUUCUCCAACAUCGACGUGCAGUGGCUCAAGCAGGCGCUCAAGAACCCGAGCCAGUUCCUCACCCCGGGCCCGACCUACCAGACCGCGGCCAACAGUCCGCAGGUGACGCGAGUGCAGCUCCAGUCCACUCAGGGCCCAGCGUACAACAACAAGUACCUGCCCCCAUUCUAAACGCGGGCGGCGAGGGCGCCACAGCCCCACAGCCUACUAACACCCAGUGAUAGUGAUCCCCACAUGCACCACCACCAACACUACCACACGAAACCAACCAACACUAGCCCAUACACCAUACCACAUUACCAGGCCCAACAUUCGCCUCAGCGUCGGGAGAUCCUUGUCUCGGUGCGUUGCCCUCUAUCGAGUUAAGCGAGUUUUCUUGCCCCAAGGAGGACCAAACGUCCUUCGGGCGAAACGCCCUUUCCCUUCACCACACACGCCCAUGUAACGCGAUCGCUUAUCCCCCUAAGCUGCAUCAGUGUUUCACGCUCGUUUCAUGCCCUUUAGCGCUGCUUAUGGAUAGAUUUUAAGUGAACCGCCGACACACACUAAGACACCCAUCAUCCCGUCCCAUUUUGAGUUCUUGUCUCUGCACCGAUAGUGAUAGUAAACGGCGCUCGUAUCCGGAUCCACCGUGGCCCAGGGAUACAGUGGUGGAUAGCAACGCAUGACAAUACUUUCCAUAAGCUCAUCAAUUCCACACACUCCAAAGCCACGCGCGGAAUCAAUUCCGUAAGCGUUCCGUGGCAUUGGUCGGUAGGAUACACUGUUCCAGGAGAUUCCGACCCCUAACACACACACACACACACACACAACCCGUUUAGAGUACCAGUUACCAGGAGUUUGCUUUGACGCGCACCGCGGUCGAGGAGGAAUCACAAUCGUCAAAUCCACAGAUAGGGGAACGGCCUGAUCCGGGAAGCAUAUUCGUGGACAGGGCGUGAAGUAAAAGUAUAGCGUAACGUUACUAUUCUUUUGAUAUCUGUAAUAUUAUUUAAUUACCUGUACAUAAUAAAUAGCGUAAGCUUUCAUCGUUUUUAGG
Messenger RNA from Anopheles cruzii, 4270 nucleotides. It is a transcript of the gene scaf, whose product is annotated as inactive serine protease scarface. Gene Ontology annotation, biological process: proteolysis. NCBI's taxonomy places the organism in Eukaryota, Metazoa, Arthropoda, Insecta, Diptera, Culicidae. The transcript is spliced from 7 exons. Gene Ontology annotation, molecular function: serine-type endopeptidase activity. The record is from RefSeq and is a predicted model, not a curated record. Bases 1 to 3402 code for a protein of 1133 amino acids.